CCUGCUCACCGCCCAAUCGCCGCGGGCCCGCCGAGCCCCGGGGGGCUGGGGCCGCCGCCGCCGCCGCCGCCGCCGGAACGUGCCGCGGCUGCGCUGACGCGCGAGCGCCGGGCAGGGCGGCGGGCGCGCUCAGUCUGGUGGCGGCGGCGGCCGUGCGCGGACGGACGUUGCCGGAGCGCCGCAGCCGCCCGCUCCGCCAGCAGACGAGCCGAGCCGCGCCGCGUUGCCGGCGCCCGCUCGCCCACCCGCCCGCCCGCCAUGGUGUCAUGGAUCAUCUCCAGGCUAGUGGUGCUUAUAUUUGGCACUCUUUACCCUGCAUAUUAUUCCUACAAGGCUGUGAAAUCGAAGGACAUUAAAGAAUAUGUCAAAUGGAUGAUGUACUGGAUUAUAUUUGCACUUUUUACCACAGCAGAGACAUUCACCGACAUCUUCCUUUGUUGGUUUCCAUUCUAUUAUGAACUAAAAAUAGCCUUUGUAGCCUGGCUGCUGUCUCCCUACACAAAAGGCUCCAGCCUCCUAUACAGGAAGUUUGUACAUCCCACGCUGUCUUCAAAAGAAAAGGAAAUUGACGAUUGCCUGGUCCAAGCAAAAGACCGAAGUUACGAUGCCCUUGUGCACUUUGGGAAGCGGGGCUUGAAUGUGGCGGCCACAGCGGCAGUGAUGGCUGCUUCCAAGGUGGCUCGACUCUUUCAUUUGGUCUCCUCUAUGGACCUCAGAGAAGGGCAGGUAACCCUGUUGAGAGGUGUGACUAACUCCAAACAGAUCCAGUCGGGUGGAGAGGCCAGCAGCCCCCUCCACCCACCAGCCCAUGGUCUGGAUCCAAGCCAGGGGCAGGGUGCCUUAUCAGAGAGACUUCGCAGCUUCAGCAUGCAGGACCUCACCACCAUCAGGGGUGACGGUGCCCCUGCUCCCUCCAGCACCCCCACACCGGGGUCCGGGCGAGCCACCGGCAAACACGGCCAGCCCAAGAUGUCCAGGAGCGCUUCUGAGAGUGCUAGCAGCUCAGUGUGUACCUGCUGCUCCACCUGCAGGACCCGGAAAGUGUUCCAGACGAGUGUGCUCUUCUGCAACACGUUUGCUGACUUCCAUUAAUGGCACCUGCUAAUGUGUGCUGUGUGGGAUGUGUUCGCUAACCUGGGGGUUGUUUGGCACUAUGGGAGCGGGGUGGGGCGGGGGGUGUGGGGAGAAGGGCCUCCGGCUCAGUGCAGAUGCAUCUACUCUGGUCUCCAAGUGUUCUUCCUCCCUGCCUGCCCCACAGAGAUAAGAGGUGGGGCCGCUCCCCACCUUCUCAGUCCGGCUGACACAUUUGCUAAUAUGGAAUGUCGUGAGACUAGGGCAGACAGCAGGGGCUCCUGCACUUCCCUCUAGGCCACCCAGCCUUGGGCAAUAGGACAGCCGCUCUGCUGGCUCAGGUCCUUGGCCGCCAUCACCUGAGGUUUGGACAUGGUGGCUGUGGCCAUGAACUUGCAUGAGAGUCACUUUCCCCACCCAGAGGUCGUCUCUGGAAGUGAUCAGACUAUUAAGGAGUGGAUAGCAUCAGCACAGGGAAAGCCCUGGGCCAAGAUUUGGAGGGAACAGAGGCACGGAUUCAAACCAGUCCCCACGCCCACUUCCAGGAUGCAGUUUGGCACUGGGGCUGAACUGGCCAGGCUGCGUCUGUGGUUUCUGCCCUAGUCCAAGGACUUCAUGCUCUAGGAAGUCCUGUUUCUUUUCCCUCCCAUCAGACAAGGGCUAUCUGUGUCCAGAAGGAAUUUCUCUGUGAUAGUGUCAAGGUCUGACUUGAGAUGAGAUGAGGCUCCCAGAUGACUUCCUGAUUCCACCUAGGGUGGAACCAGAGGAUAACCUAAACCCACCCACCCCACCCCCCGGGUUGGGGGAUGCACAGAGCAAAAAACUCAAAGGAAGAUUAAUGAUCGAAAUCUUGGCCCUUACCAAAGCCAUUCCUAGCCUACAGGUCUACUUUGCAACUGGCAGUUAAGACAACUAGCUCUCAUGCUGCCUCCUGAUGGCUGUUGGGGAGUACAGCAGCAGUGCCUGGAAAACCUGGUCAAGGUUAGGGUCUGUUGUUAUUUUUGCUUAACCCACACCUGGUUAAGUUGGGUGCUGUGUUAUAGUCUAGUGAGUCCCCUGUUGAUGGGGAGAACACAUCUGGGGGCUCACUGUGUUUUUAGGAGCAGUAGCAGGGCGUUCCAGAAGGAGUUCGGUUUUCUUUGCGCAGGCCAUGGGGUGGUUGACCGGAUUACCUGAGGGCCCCCUACUCUACAGUCUGUGUUUCUAAGUAAAAACAACAUAUGGAUUGUAAAAAGCUAUCUCUUUGCGUGUCAGAUAAGCUGGGUAUGUGCUGACCACCUGGCCAGAUGACAUGGAAUAUGUUUAAGAAUUGAACAUUCUAAAAAAACACUACGCAUUCAAUGACAUGAAUUAAUUCUGGAAUUUUACUUGUGGAUUUAAUCAAGGUAGACUAAAACAGGAAUCUUGCUGUCUUGUGUGUGUGGGGGAGAGUAUUCCUCCAUUUUCUUUCCACUGGGCAUCUUUGCUUCUCUGGGACUUGGCCUUUGAAAGGAAAACAAUCGAUGUAACUUUGCUUAAGGUUCUCCCUGAAGGCUUCCUGGUAUUUGACAUCCUGUCUCAAAGAAGGCUCGGAGCUGAACAUGCAAGUAUAAUGCACUGUGAACACAGCUUGUCCGUGGACUAGAGGAAGCCGCCAGGCCCCUCUACCAUCACGGCAUUUAUCCAUUCUAGAGGACAUUCUUUCCCUGAGCACCCUUUGGUGUGACGUCAUAGGUCUCAGCGGCAGGGUUUGACACCUCUUGGCUAAGGCAGUGUUUUCCUUCUGUCAGGGCAGCAAUGCCCCCACGUUCCUUGGCAGCUUAUCCAGUAGGUUCUGAAACCUCUGCUUCUUCCUGUGCAUGGUGCCUGCCAGUUUCUAGCGGCACGCUCACAGCCCAGGACCGCCCUGCAGGGAGGCCCAGAGGAUGCGGGCUCCUGCUUCACACACCGGGGACCUUGGCUGUCCUAACAGGCUUGUUGUGUGAUAUACCUAACCUUGACCUUGCCUGCCCUUCCUCGCUCUUUUCUACACUGAUCCCUCCCUGCUGUACUUUGUCUCCUUUGUGUAGAUUGUAAAUGGACAUUAAGUGGUUGAGGGAGAUGUGAAUGAGGGUGGUGUGAAGGCUUGGGACCCCCACCAGGUCCAAAACCCACUGGCAUUUUCGGACGAGGA
Mustela erminea (ermine) is the source of this 3223-nucleotide messenger RNA. It is a transcript of the gene REEP1, whose product is annotated as receptor accessory protein 1. Gene Ontology annotation, cellular component: endoplasmic reticulum tubular network; cytoplasmic microtubule; endoplasmic reticulum membrane. Gene Ontology annotation, molecular function: microtubule binding. The record is from RefSeq and is a predicted model, not a curated record. Lineage: Eukaryota; Metazoa; Chordata; Mammalia; Carnivora; Mustelidae. The transcript has 9 exons. Gene Ontology annotation, biological process: endoplasmic reticulum tubular network organization. The coding region runs from base 259 to 1092 and encodes 277 amino acids.